AUGAUCGGCUACAUGCGCGGCACCUCCAGCCCAGCGCCGGAAAAGAGGUUGACUAAUGCCUUCUCCGUACACGGAUGCCACUGCGACCCCUCAGUGCGUCCCCAAUCCAAGCCCAAUGAGGUCAAGAACGCCGUUGAGCACGCUUUGAAGAACGGCUACCGCCACAUUGAUGCUGCUGCUGUUUACGACAACGAGAAGGAGGUCGGUGCCGGUCUCAAGGCCUCUGGCGUUGACAGGAAAGACAUUUUCAUCACCAGCAAGCUCUGGAACACCCACCACAAGGCCGAGGAUGUCGAGACCGCGCUAGACAUCACCCUCGCCGACCUGCAGACCGACUACGUUGACCUGUACUUGAUUCACUGGCCCGUGUCCUUCAGAAAGGAGAACGACACCAACCGCUUCCCCCUGCACCCCGUGACCGAGGCGGUUGAUGUCAUUGAUGUGCCCAUCGCCGAGACCUGGAAGGCCAUGGAAGACCUUGUCAAGAAGGGCAAGAUCAGGUCCAUUGGUGUCUCCAACUUCACCCGUGAGAAGAUUGAGGAGCUGUGGAAGACGGCCGAGAUCAAGCCGGCCGUAAACCAGAUCGAGGCACACCCGUACCUGCAGCAGCCUGACCUUCUGGCCUGGUCCAAGGAGAACGGUAUUGUGGUCACGGCUUACAGCCCCCUUGCCAACAACAUCUACAACUUGCCUCGUGCCGUUGACGACCCCACCAUUCACGAGCUCGCAAAGUCUUUGGGCAAGGAGCCCGCACAGGUCCUUAUCAGCUGGGCUGUCCAGAGAGGAACUGUCGUUCUCCCCAAGUCUGUUACUCCUUCAAGAAUUGAGCAGAACUUUGAAGUGUUUGAGCUCCCCAAGGACGUUUUUGAGAAGAUCAACUCCCUUGACAGAAACCACCGCUACAACUUCCCUGCCCGUCUCGGUCAAGACAUCUUCGGUGAGUCUGACCCGGAGACGCUGAAGAAGGCAGUGGAGACAUGGGUGGCACAGCAGAAGAAGAUUAGAGCAGGGCCGGCUAAGCUCAUCAUGGGUAAAAUCGCAAAGAUGGAGUACUUCCGGGUGCCACCCAGGUGGCUGUUCGUAAAAAUCACGGACGAGGCCGGCAAUGUUGGUUGGGGUGAGGCGUCAUUGGAGGGACACACCCAAGCUGUCGAGGGAUGUCUUGAUGCUUGGUUUGAGAGAUACAGUGGCAUGGAGGCGGAUGAUAUUGAGCACAUCUGGCAAAUGUCCUGGCGGACGACUUUCUACAGAGGUGGCCCGGUGUUCAUGAGCGCUCUGGCAGGCAUUGACAUUGCCUUGUGGGACUUGAAGGCACGGAAGCUGGGUCUUCCCAUCUGGCAGCUGCUUGGCGGAAAGGUGAGGGACAAGCUCAAGGUGUAUGCCUGGAUUGGCGGUGACCGGCCAAAUGACGUCGAGAAGCAAGCAAAAGAGCAAGGUUUCAAGGCUGUCAAGAUGAACGGCACCGAGGAUCUCGGCUGGCUCGACUCACCGGACGCUCUGGAUGCUGCCGUUGAGCGAGUCAAGGCCGUCAAGGCCCUUGGCAUGGAUGCCGGUGUUGAUUUCCACGGCCGUGUGCACAAGCCUAUGGCAAAGCAACUCGCCAAGGCUCUUGAGCCCCAUCGCCCCCUUUUCAUCGAAGAGCCCCUUCUCUCGGAGCACCUGGGCGGCAUUAAAGAGAUCAGCGGCCUUACUUCUAUCCCCAUUGCUCUCGGAGAGCGUCUCCACAGCCGUUGGGAUGUAAAGCCGUUCUUGGAGGCUGGAUGCGUUGAUAUUCUGCAGCCUGAUAUCUCUCACGUCGGUGGUAUCUCUGAGAUGCGCCGUAUCGCCGCCAUGGCCGAGGCGUACGAUGUUGCCCUGGCACCCCACUGCCCUCUUGGCCCUAUUGCCCUUGCUGCCAACGUGCAAGUUGAUCUUGCCUCUCCCAACUUUGUCAUCCAGGAGAUGAGCUUGGGUAUCCACUACAACAGCACCGGCCAGGACUUGACGAGUUACACCAAGAACCCCGAGGUCUGGAAGGUCACAGAUGGAUACAUUGAUCUUCUCACCGGACCCGGAUUGGGCAUUGAGAUUGACGAGGACCAGGUCCGUGAGUUAUCCAAGGACGCCAAGGCGUGGGUGAGCCCUGGAUUCAUUGGACCUGGAGGUGAGAUUAGAGAGUGGUAG
Molecule: messenger RNA, 2163 nt
Organism: Colletotrichum truncatum
Lineage: Eukaryota; Fungi; Ascomycota; Sordariomycetes; Glomerellales; Glomerellaceae
Source: RefSeq, a predicted model, not a curated record